Molecule: messenger RNA, 1101 nt
Organism: Adineta ricciae
Lineage: Eukaryota; Metazoa; Rotifera; Eurotatoria; Adinetida; Adinetidae
Source: the annotation of a GenBank genome assembly
AUGCGAAGAUAUUCUUCUGAUCGAAUAUGCUUUUUCCUGAGUGCGUCAUUGCUAACCUACAUUGCAUGGCGCGUACUUUAUCCUUCAGGAUACAAUGCUACAGACGAAGAUGAUGCAACGGAAAGAUUGGCUUAUUUAAAAGCAUCGAAUAACUCAAAACCGUUAAUAGAAAAUCUUCAGUUAUGUUCUUCGAACAAAAUCGAUCUUAUUAUUCUGAUUAUUUCUACCAGUGGAAAUUUUCUUGAACGACAAGCUAUUCGUGAAACAUGGGGAUCAAUGACUGACAUGUUUACAGUGCGAUCUCAACAUCUUUUUGUUAUUGGUUAUCAUCCAUAUGGCAAGUUUUAUAAAGAUCUGAUAAAAGAAGGAGAACAUGAAAAAGAUUUACUUUACGUACCUAAGAAAGAGCAAGAAUAUACAUUUAAGGAAAUCUACGCGUAUCAAUGGUUAACUCAGCAUUGUCCAAAUGUAACAUACAUAUUUAAAACUGAAGAUGAUCUGUUCGUUAAUGUUCUACUUCUACACGAAAUUAUUCGAGAACUGAAAACCGAUCCUGAUGAUGUUUAUAAUCGAUAUUUGUACAACAGUCAAAUUGAUAGUUUGUUCCUGGCGAGAAGUGCAAACAAUGGGAAACAGUUUUUAUUUGGUUUAGCAUAUCAAGCAGGUAAACCAGAACGGAAUCUAACACAUUCCCCGUAUUUUGUUAGUCGAGAAGAAUACGCACCUGACUUAUAUCCAGGUUAUUGUUCUGGUUUUGGUUAUUUGAUGACUUCGGCAACGAAGUCGGCUUUAUUAGCAGAAGCCGUCAAAGAUCAGCAACCACUUCGUUUUGCUGAUAUCUUUAUUACGGGAAUCAUUCCACAGCGUUUAAAUUUCUUUUGUCAACUUAUUCCUUUCGGAUUUUAUCAAGGUUCAGUUGAUACAUGUGCCGGAUUGAUUAAAAACACGACCAUGUUAAAUCCUCCUCCGGGUAUUGCUCCACUACUAACUUGCUCAACUGGACGUCAUGUGGGUCAGCAUGCUUUUGCUGACUAUUAUCGACUUUGGACAGAGUUAAAAUUAAUGUACGCAGGUCGAAUAAAUCCCGUUAAGGAACAAUAG